Molecule: messenger RNA, 1256 nt
Organism: Anopheles coluzzii
Lineage: Eukaryota; Metazoa; Arthropoda; Insecta; Diptera; Culicidae
Exons: 4
Coding region: 241-819 (192 amino acids)
Source: RefSeq, a predicted model, not a curated record
CUCGAAAGGCAAACUGAGGCUAUGUUUGGAAUAACACAAAUUGUUAUAAUUAAUUUUUAAUUAUUUUUCAUUUUCAUAUCUUUUGUCCAUCUUUUGUCGCACCGGAUUCAAAUGGUAAUGAUGCGUAAAAUUAAAUUAACCUAUCUCUACGCUUCGCCGAUUGCGAUGAAUUAAAACAAAUAACUAGUAAAGAUUUACUACCGUUUGGGUUAGUUUUAGCCAAACUUUAAUACCCACGACAUGCCUUCCACUGUUUGGUGCUACCUUUUCGCCGUUGCUGCAUUGGUUUUCGUUCCCACCACCAACGCACUGGGAAGGCGAAAUAAAGAGCUAGUGAUUGAUAAAGCGAAAACAUGCCAAACGAAUAAAACCGAAUCAUUUUUGAUCAAGUUCAUCAUUCCGGCAAACUUCACGUCGAGCAACAAUGUGGUGCGCUUUUACGGGAACUUUUCCGUCGUACAACAGAUUCGACCGCCGCUGGAGCUCACACUAGUGGCGUAUCGCUGCACGCUCGAUUUGCAAAACUGCCAACGGUACAAUGCGGUGCAGGUGCCGAAAAUUUGCUCCUUUUUGGCCGACACCAACUCGUUCUGGUCACCGUUUGUGCGCAGCAUCGAGCCGACAGUGAAGUGCCCCCUGCAACCGGCAACGUACGUGUUUAAGGAUUCCGCGUUUGAUUUGAGCUUUUUUACCAGCUUUCCACUGGACGGGUACACCUGGCAAGUGACGAUGAAGCUGUACAGCACGGCCGUCACGCCGAAGAAGGAAGUGUUUUGCUUCGCUGCGCAAGCUACGCUGAAAACAGUCCGCCGACCUUAGCUAUCGUGUAGUUAAGGGAGUGUAAAGUCUAGUGCAAACGGGUGAGCUCAGUCUCAACAUUUAAAUAAAACUAAAUUAUCAGCAAGUUUUACUACACCAAUGAGUAGGAUGAGUAGCGGAUGUACUCUGCCAAAACCGGACUUUACAGCGCACAGUAGCCACCUCAAUUUGGCUCUACCACGCCUCCUCUGUCGUUAUGAACGGCCUAAAAAGACUUUACGGGCUUUAUGUUCGUCCGUUUCGAUGCGUUUAACAUGGCCAUCCAUGGGGCGGUCCCGUGGUACAGUCAUCAACUCGAACGACUCAAUAACAUGAUUCAUUUAACCGACAAUGUGUACAACCGCCUACACGGGUAAGUUUCGCCUCUUUAUUCCUAAAUAACUUUGGAUUAAAAAAAUCGUAUCGACUUCAAAUUUAAAAAAAUGCCUCGUAAAAGA